Messenger RNA from Saccharomyces cerevisiae S288C, 2289 nucleotides. It is a transcript of the gene YCX1, whose product is annotated as Ycx1p. The record is from RefSeq and is marked reviewed. Gene Ontology annotation, cellular component: membrane. NCBI's taxonomy places the organism in Eukaryota, Fungi, Ascomycota, Saccharomycetes, Saccharomycetales, Saccharomycetaceae. Bases 1 to 2289 code for a protein of 762 amino acids. The transcript has a single exon. Gene Ontology annotation, biological process: monoatomic cation transmembrane transport; transmembrane transport.
AUGCAUAAACCUUUAAGAUGGCUAAUAACGAUAGCCUUCUACGUUUCGAACGUUAUAUUAAUAGGCUAUUCCCUUUCUAGUAAUGGCUCAAUAUCUGAAUUUUAUCUGCAUUCUGUUGUACUUAUUGAAUGCUUCUCUUUACUAGGAGUGGUUACCUCUGACUGCUUAACACCAUCUUUGUCAUACAUUUCCAGUAACAUAUUCCAUAUUUCCGAUAGAGUAUCCGGCAUGACUUUAUUAGCAUUGGGGAAUGCACUUCCUGAUAUUACUAGUACUUACCAGUCGAUGAAAUCUGGCGUGACUUCCUUGGCCAUUGGUGAGUUAUUUGGUGGCAUAUUUUUUCUGUUAACCGUUGUGAUUGGACUAAUGGGCUGCGUAGCCACUAUUCAAUUUCAACAUGACAAGUCUAUUGAAACUUACACAGAAGAAAGCUUUGACCAAAAUUUAUCGUAUGAUAGAAGCAAUUAUAUAUUGGAUGUCGGAAUAUUCACUUUUAUGCUCUUAGUUUCGGGCACUUUUCUAGCAGAUGGAAGACUGUACUUUUGGGAGUGUAUUGUCAUGGUUUUAACCUACUGCUGUUGUGCUGUCUAUUUAAUAAAAAGCUACAAAUAUCCCUGCGAAAUCAAUGAUGCUUUAGAAAGAGAGGUAGAAAUAAAAAAAACUGUACUUGCAAAUAAUCAUAUCACUGUUCCAAAUCGAUUUACAUUAACGACUACCAGUGACAUUACAUCCACAGACGAUGGAAUAAGAUAUGUAAGGCCUUUGGGGGAUACACAGAUUGAUGAGGACAACGCUAUUAGUUUAGAUCCAACUCGUUUACCAAGUAAAUCCCUGGAUAACAUUUCGAGAUUUAAUCAAGGUAUACCUGAAAGAAGGGAUUUAAUAAGACGUAGAAUACGGGGAUAUUUACGGUCGCAUUAUCAUGGCUGGGUAAGAAUGACGUUACAAGAUCUUUUGAAUAUAUGGGAGAAGCAGAAUCUUUUUAACAAUACAGUAAAAUCGUUGUCUUUACCCUCCGAUGAUACUCAUUUAUUUACUAAAGCUUCUUUAGAUGAAGAAGGGAGGCCUUUAAUAAGAAAAAGGAUGAAUUCAUUACAACCUAAGGAUUUUUACAAAUAUUUGUCCCUACGGAAUGGGGAAAAUUCAAAUGCGCUGGAUACUGCAAUCUCUGCUCCCCAAAACGAGUAUCAAACUUACUAUAAUGAACCCACAAGUUUGUUUUUGACUGUGCCACAAAAAAAAACCUCCAAGAAAUCAUUAAGCUGCGAUCGCAUUCCAAACUUGGUCCGGAGUAAUAAUAUUAUAUUAAAUGACGAGGCUACACGUACACAGGAAUCUACCAAUGCCUUGAACAGCAUAUCAGAUGUUAUCGACAACUCUCUCUUACAGUAUGAGAGAGAUGAUAUAAUUCUCGAUAGAACACUAUCUCUCUGUUCAACAAAGAGUAGAACCGCUUGGCAUAGUUUCCAACUUUACAAUUACUUAACAGAUGUGUCCUUGGAAAUUGGUUUCUUUGAGUUCUUGUCAUUAUUAGUCACUACGCCGGUAUCAAUAAUUCUUUAUCUUUCAAUACCAUCAGAGAUAAGUCAAACAGACCAUGACUUACCCCUUUCAUACCUACAGAAUAUUCAAUUGAUUGCUUCGCCAAUAAUUCUCAACCAACUCAUCACAAAUAACUUUUCAUUUUGGUUGCUCAUCUUAUCGCUGGUGAUAGCCAUCUUAUUAUAUUUUAAAACUAGGACCAUACCGAACAAGUUCAACUCUGAUAUAAUCUUUACAGUAGCAUUUUUAUUGUCAUUGGCCUGUCUUUCGAAAGCUGUCCACAUAAUUGUAGUCACGUUAACGCAUUGGAUAAAUGUGUUUAAUAUAUCGGAAACAAUACUAGGUUUAACCAUUUUUACAUGGGGUAAUUCGAUUGGUGAUUUAGUGUCAAAUAUUACAUUCGUCAAAAUAGGUGUUUUAGAAAUCGCGAUAGGAGCUUGUUUUGGCAGUCCACUUUUAUAUUUCUUAUUUGGCGUCGGAUUUGAUGGAAUUAUGAUAAUGCUAGGCGACAAAACUGGAAAAAUAGUGAGUGGCAGAGAUAGUAAUAUUUUAAUGCAUCAUAUUGAUUUUAAAGUGGAUAAAAACUUAAUCAAUACUGGAGUCGGAAUUCUGAUCGCGUUUUUGAUAUUUACGGUUUUGAUACCAUUAAACGACUGGAAAAUUGACAAGAAGAUUAGUAUUGCACUUCUUACGUUGUAUAUAGUUGUCACAUGUAUUAGUGUUUUUUUAGAAGUUCACCAAGUGUAA